AAUAUGGCUGGCAGAAAUAAAAUAAGACAAUGCAGAGUUAAGAACCCUAAAAGUUCGUCUAUAAAUCAGAGUCAAACUACAGUCUCAAAGAGUAUCUUAGAGCCCAGGCAACAAAUGUGCCACAAAGAGGAAGAAGUUUUGAAUAAUUCAAAAUCUCUAGCCAUAGAAAAACCUACUCUUGAUCAUCAGAGAACAGUAAAUUACUCAGAAAGAACGGUUGAAACUAAAAGCUUUACUGAUUACCCUCAUAAUAACCAAAGAGAGUUGCUUACAAGCAAUUCCAAGAAGACUGACCAAUCCCAUCAUGAUGAAAUGUGGGAUUAUUAUCCAAAACAAGUGCAAAAAGUUCUGAAAAAGAAGAGAAUCAAUAAAGAAAAGAGCAAGAGCUUUAAUAAAGCAAGGAAAUAACAUUCACCUAAAACUUCCAGGAAAAAGAAACUAUAAGACUCUCUUUGCAAAUCUACAAGCAGUCACUAUGGCUGAAAUAAAAGAAAGCUCUUAUAUGUUCAAGAAUAUGAGUGAAGAGUAUUAUAAACUCAAGGCUGCUGAAAGAGAAGUUCAUAAAGCUCUCAAACAAAAAGGACUCUUCCUAGAUCAAAAAGACUUUAACAUCAUGGAGGCCUUAAAUGAUGCCUGCUCAGAGUAUUCCGAUGAUAAAGAAGAAAGCAAAGAUUCUAAGUCAGAGGGAAAAUCAUGCUUUAUUAGCGUGGAAAAUAUUGAUCAACCAUUGUCAAUCAGUAAGCCAGAUCCUCUUGCAUACUCUGGGCAUUUGCCUCUUAAAAAUAUCGGAAACUUGAAUCACCUUGGCAGGAGUAGUGCCGAGAGAGAAUUUCUUGAAGUACCUUCAUUCAGUAAUUCUGCUACUCCGAACAGUUUUACACUUGAAAAGAUAUCUCAUCACUCUAAAUAUACUAAUAAAUCAAAUCACAGCUUUGCCUCUAAAACUUCUAAAAGAUUGCUAUUCCAAGAUGCAAAAAUAGAGAGAAGACCAAAUAACCCUAGAGUACAAAAAGGAGACUUUCCUUGCAUUUGUAACAAAAGCAAUACAAUCGAGAACUAUUUUCAGGGCUAUGAGGUCUACCCAUAUGAGCCAUAUGCCUUACUCAACUUAGAGCCUGAUUCAGACGACCAGUCGAUUCUUGGAGGCAAUGAAUUGGUGAGAUCAAUAUCCGCCCCAGCACAUGAAACUUGUGAGUUCGAAGAAAAACUCAUCGGGCCUCUUCCAUUAGAAAGGCAACCAUUUUCUAACAGAGUAAAUCAAGAGAGACCUGCCCACAACUAUCGAGACCCUUGAGAUAAAAUUGACAUAAAAAGAAUUGUCAGAAUGGAGAAUCAUUGAGACCAAGAUGAAAACAGAUUCACCUAUAUAGACAGGAAUAUUUUUCCUGAAGCGUUCGGAAUGAACGACGAACAUAUUCACAUUUAAAUAAGCUCCUUCGCCUUCAUAAUGGAGUGGAGGGCACAAUAUCUGUUAAUGCCGAGAAACAAUUUAUAUUUCUAACACAAUUAACC
This is a messenger RNA of Moneuplotes crassus, 1512 nucleotides long. The record is from the annotation of a GenBank genome assembly. NCBI's taxonomy places the organism in Eukaryota, Ciliophora, Spirotrichea, Euplotida, Euplotidae.